Molecule: messenger RNA, 900 nt
Organism: Dovyalis caffra
Lineage: Eukaryota; Viridiplantae; Streptophyta; Magnoliopsida; Malpighiales; Salicaceae
Source: the annotation of a GenBank genome assembly
AUGAAAUUCGGCAAAAGCUUAAGCAACCAGAUUGACGAAACGUUACCUGAAUGGAGAGACAAGUUUCUCUCUUACAAAGAACUCAAGAAAAGACUGAAACUCAUUGAACCAAACAACAACAACAACACAAGCAAGAAUAACGGAGACACCCGGCCAAUGAAAAAGCCGAGGUUGGCCGCCUCCGCCGCCGAUGCCGGUGCUGGAGAUAGCAUGGAAGGAGGUAUGACAAAAGAAGAGAUUGACUUCAUUAAGCUAUUAGAAGACGAGCUUGAGAAAUUUAACAGCUUUUUUGUUGAGAAAGAAGAAGAAUACAUCAUCAAAUUAAAGGAGUUGCAAGAUAGUGUGGCAAAGGCAAAGAAUUUCAAUGAAGAAAUGAUAAAAAUUAGGAAGGAGAUUGUAGAUUUCCAUGGAGAGAUGGUUUUGCUGGAGAAUUACAGUGCUCUGAACUACACAGGAUUGGUAAAAAUACUGAAGAAAUAUGAUAAAAGAACCGGUGCUCUCAUUCGCUUGCCCUUUAUCCAGAGGGUUUUGCAACAGCCUUUCUUCACCACUGAUUUGCUCUACAAGCUUGUUAAAGAGUGCGAAGCAAUGCUCGACCGCCUUUUCCCAUUGAACGAACCACCAUCUUCAGUUGAAGCAGCUGAUGGGGAUGACUCAUGCGAUCCUUCAACCUCUUCGACCACCACAGAUGGUGGCAUGCUUGGUUUCCCGAAGGAACUUUCAGAGAUUGAGCUUAUGGAGAGUUCAUAUAUGAAAAGCACCAUAUCUGCUUUGCGAGUUCUAAAAGAAAUCCGAAGCAAAAGCUCCACUGUUAGUGUUUUUUCAUUGCCACCACUUCAAAUAAGUGGGUUGGAAGAUGCUUGGAAGAAGGUUCCUAUACUGGAACAAGAAGCCAAGUGA